AUGAAUAGAGUAAUUGCCUUUGGGUUUGCCACCUAUGAAUCAUUGGUUUAGAAACUGAACGGUGCAUAAAAUGCCACAAGUCUCUUCAAAGUAUAUUAGGAAAACAAAGAUCAAUUUAAACAUGAACAUAUAAUACUAUCUUUAAGAGUGCUUGGCAGAUUUAGUCGUUAUAUAAAUUAAGAUAAUAGCUAUGCUGAGUUAACAGGUAAAUUAAAUGACAUAGUUGGUCAAUUGACUGAAUAUGGUAAUGAAUAUCUUUGAUUUAGAUGUUGUGGAUGUAUUAUUUUGGCUAAGAAAAUUUAGAUUAAAUCGAAUUCCAACAAAUAUCACUAAUCAAACCCAAAAUCUUCUAUUUUCAAAAAUUUAAGAGAUGUCUGAUAAUUAAAUGUUUUCAUUUAGAAACAUGUGCAGCGUUUAUUAUGAUUUAUCAAUACUUAACUAAUUUAAUGAGAGUUUGGCUAAAUGCAUAUCAGAAUAGAUGUUAACAUCUAAAUAAUUGUCUCCAUUCCUCAUAAUCUAGUUAUUGAAUAUUGUUAUCGUCAAAAUUACUCAUUGCAGUCUUAAUAGAUACGAUUAGAUAAUUCUAACUAAUUCUAUUAAAGCAUUGGACAGUAUGUUUGACAACUUUGAUAUUGAAUAGGUAUCAAAAAUACAUAAAUAUUUUUAUAGAAAGCUUAGCUAUUUAAAGUUUGUGCUGAAGUACAAUUUUAAAAUCUUCCUACGAAAUUUCAAUUACCAAUUUAGGUUAAAAGGAUCAAGGAUUCUUUGUUAGAAAAAAGAGACCAAUUACAGGAAGACUCAAUCAUCAAUAUUAUCAAGGCUUAUGAAUAUCUCCCAAGAUAGUUUGAUCUUGAUCUACUUAAGGAAUUAAAAGAUAUGAUUUUGAGCACUUUGGACGAAAAUCCAUAAAGCUUUUCUGACAAAUUCAUAGUUUAACUUUCAGAGAGAAUGAUCAAAAUGACUAAUUCAAGAAUGUCUUAGGAAAACAUUAGAAAAGUGCUCGUUGAGUUAAGUAAAAGAAUAUCCAAUAAUACCAUUGAUGCUGCAUCAUUAAAUUAAUUGAUGCCAACUCUAAUGAAAUAUAGAAGGGUAGAGGAACUUAUCUAAGUCUUUUAAAAGUUAGAAGACAAAAGCGCAAGAGUAUUGAGUUACUUGUUUAUCCAUGCAAUCAAUCUCAAUGAAUAUGUUAAUAAGUUCAUGUAGAAUAGAGAUUAGAAAAAGAUACCUUUUAAUUUAGCCAUCUAUUAUGUAGUUUAUGCUAAUAGAGAUGCAAAGGAACAUUUUGAUACUUUGUUAAAGGUAUGCAAAGAGUAAAUUGAGAAUCAUCCGCUUUAAUCGCUUAAAACACUAAAUGAUAAUGAACUCAAUUACUAAAUCAAGUAUCAACUUUAGGAAGAAGCUUAUUUAAAAUUGAUUGAACUUGUCAAACAAUAAAAAUAUGAUUUCAUUAGAGUAAUUAAAGAAUUAGUAAAUUGUUGUUGCAAUAAUAAAUCCAGAAGUGCUCUCCUCUAACUCUACGAUCAAUUAGGCCCUAAGGCAAAUCCUAGAUAGGUGAUGCAAAGACUUGUUUAAGAUGCUGAAUCAUUUGAUUCUGAAGCUUUUUCUACACUUCUAUAAAUCUUGUAGAGAGAUCCAAAAAACAUUCCCAUUCUAAGAUUUGUAGAUUAUAUGACUAUUAAUUAAAAUAGAUUUUUGGAACUUAUCAAAAGCGAUCAACUUAUAUGGGCUAUCAAAAUAUUAGUUUCUGCUUAUUAGGCUCAACCUGAUUAAAAGCUGUAUCCAAUUGUCAAUUUUGCUUUCCGAUUUGAAAAUAUUGGAUACCUGAGUAAACAUGUUGGUACUGCACUCAAGAAAAUCUCUGAAUUGUUUAGAAAGAGAAAUCCUAACUCCCCUUAUCCUGACCCUAUUUUUGUUAAUUUGUUAAUCUCCCAUAAUGUAAUGACUCCAGAAGAAGCUGCAAUUCAACUAAACUAUGAAAAGGUUCAUUAACAUACUAAAGUCUAAUUAUGUGGAAUUGCAUUAUAAGCGGACAAUGUCCCACAAAAUAUUAUUCAAUUAAGAGAUAAAAUUAAAGAAGGAUGUCUCAAAGCCUUAGAGUAAGAUGUCAAAUUUUUACCAAUCCUAGAAUUGGUCACAUUGGGCGAUUUAUCAAAUGAGGAAUUUAUUAAUAUCAAAUCCAAAAUCUAAUUGAUAUUACCUUAAUUGUAACCUAAAUAAUAUUUUGAAUUAAUCAUUUAUGCCAAGGACUAUUAAAUCUUAAAAGAAUUGGCAUCAUCAUUUAGUGAGUUUGCCCAAAAGCUUGGUAUUAGUAGGGUCAUAAGAGCAGUAGACAAAUUUGCUAAAUACCAAAUCCAAAAUCAGCUGGUUUACAAUUCACUUCUUGAAUCAUAUGGUUAUUCAUUUUAUGCUAUUUUUAAUGAACAAAGAGUCUAGAUAUUAGAUAUAUUUUCAUAAGCCAAAAUUAAAUAGCCUGAUCUAUUCAAAAGAACACUUGAAAAAAUCAAAUAAUAACCUUAACCCUACAAAAGCUUUUUCUAUGAAGUUCUAGAGUAUUGUACCAAUUUAGGUUUUGUUGAACCAGAAUUUGUAGAAUUGAUCAAUUCAAUAACAGAUAAAAUGCAAAUUUCAGGUUCAACUGCUCUCAAAUUGUUGUAAUAUCAAGUCUUGACUGAUCAACCUAUUGAAGUUAUAGAUAAAACUUCAGAACUCAUAAUUGAUGCUAAAUACAAGGAUAAUUUUAAGUCUGCCUUGAUUUAUGAAAUAUUACAGAGAAAAUACCCAAAAUCUAAGGCAGUUAAAGCUCAUGAAAUAUUCCUUAAUGAAGAAAAGUUCUCAAAGUGUAGGUAUCAAAUUGCCAAUCCAAAUAAUAAACUAAAUUUUUCAUAUGAAUUUUGUAUCCAAUAUAUCAAUUUAUUGGGAGUAGAAGUAUAAGCCAAUAAAUGUGUUGAUGGUAUCAAUGUUGACUUUUACUUACCCUCAAUGUAAUUAUCUAUUCUAUGUAUAUAGUGAUGCAUCUCUCUUUAUUGUUCAUCAUAACCUACUAAAUUUUGAUUAAGCAACAAUGAAUGGAUUAGGAAUUUUGUAAAAGAAAUUGUUGGAAACCAUUACUAAAUAGAUUAUAAUUGUUAACUUUAAAUAACUUGCACAAUUAUAAACUCAUGAAGAUAGGGCAACAUAUCUAAUGAAUUUAGGUAUUCUCCAUAUAGAUAAAUUUAGGCAUACCAAUCAAAGUAGAUAUCACGAAAGUGGAUUAUAGUUCUCUUAAACCAUAUGACAAAAAUGAAAAGGAUAAGUCUAAUUUGUAGCAAUCAAAAAGCCACUUAAGAAAAUAAUUUGGAAAAUUAGAUUAUCAAUAAGAUCAAUUCGACAAAGAUUGA
Paramecium octaurelia is the source of this 3377-nucleotide messenger RNA. The record is from the annotation of a GenBank genome assembly. Lineage: Eukaryota; Ciliophora; Oligohymenophorea; Peniculida; Parameciidae.